Molecule: messenger RNA, 1573 nt
Organism: Brienomyrus brachyistius
Lineage: Eukaryota; Metazoa; Chordata; Actinopteri; Osteoglossiformes; Mormyridae
Gene: psmc3
Product: proteasome 26S subunit, ATPase 3
Exons: 12
Coding region: 71-1354 (427 amino acids)
Biological process (GO): proteasome-mediated ubiquitin-dependent protein catabolic process
Cellular component (GO): proteasome regulatory particle, base subcomplex
Molecular function (GO): ATP hydrolysis activity; ATP binding; proteasome-activating activity
Source: RefSeq, a predicted model, not a curated record
UUGAUAUUAUUUGACGAAUGCUGGGUAUCAAAUUCGUCCGCUGAAUAUACUCAAAAGUAGUAAUUCCAAAAUGGCGUCUCUGAAUGACAGAUCAGUUUGGGAUGAGGUUGAGGAUGGGAUUGGUGAGGAAGUUCUCAAAAUGUCUACUGAAGAGAUCAUUCAGCGGACACGCCUCUUGGACAGUGAAAUCAAGAUCAUGAAGAGCGAAGUCUUGAGGGUCACCCAUGAACUUCAAGCCAUGAAAGAUAAAAUUAAAGAGAACACUGAGAAGAUUAAAGUGAACAAGACCCUGCCUUACCUUGUGUCCAACGUCAUUGAGUUGUUGGAUGUGGACCCGAAUGACCAAGAGGAAGACGGAGCCAACAUCGACUUGGACUCUCAGAGGAAAGGAAAAUGUGCUGUAAUUAAAACAUCCACACGACAGACAUACUUUUUACCUGUAAUUGGCUUGGUGGAUGCUGAAAAACUCAAGCCCGGAGAUCUGGUGGGGGUGAAUAAGGACUCAUACUUGAUUCUGGAGACCCUCCCCACGGAGUAUGACUCCAGGGUGAAGGCCAUGGAGGUGGAUGAGCGACCCACAGAGCAGUACAGUGACAUCGGUGGGCUGGAGAAACAGAUCCAGGAGCUGGUUGAAGCCAUCGUCCUGCCCAUGAACCAUAAAGAGAAGUUUGAGAACCUGGGCAUCCAGCCGCCCAAGGGGGUACUGAUGUAUGGACCCCCAGGAACCGGCAAGACACUGCUGGCUAGGGCCUGCGCUGCCCAGACCAAGGCCACCUUCCUGAAGCUUGCUGGUCCUCAGCUGGUUCAGAUGUUCAUCGGGGAUGGAGCCAAGCUGGUUCGGGAUGCCUUUGCUCUGGCCAAGGAGAAGGCCCCCUCCAUCAUCUUCAUUGAUGAGCUGGAUGCCAUUGGGACCAAACGAUUUGACAGUGAAAAGGCAGGUGACAGAGAGGUACAGAGAACCAUGCUGGAGCUUCUCAAUCAACUGGAUGGAUUCCAGCCUAACAUGCAAGUCAAGGUCAUCGCAGCCACCAACCGGGUGGACAUCCUGGACCCAGCCCUUCUGAGGUCAGGUCGUCUGGACCGCAAAAUAGAGUUCCCCAUGCCCAACAAGGAGGCCCGAGAGCGCAUCAUGCAAAUCCAUUCCCGCAAGAUGAACGUCAGUCCUGAUGUGAACUACAAUGAGUUGGCUCAGUGUACAGAUGACUUCAAUGGGGCCCAAUGCAAGGCAGUGUGUGUGGAAGCGGGUAUGAUUGCACUGCGCAGGGGGGCAACAGAGCUGACUCAUGAAGACUACAUGGAGGGCAUCCUGGAGGUGCAGGCCAAAAAGAAGGCCAACCUGCAAUACUAUGCUUGAGUGUUAACAUUUGAAUGGCAGAGAUGGAUGUUUUUCUGUGGAUAAUGCCCUACUUAUGAAAGAGGGGUGGAACUCUGAGAUCCACUCAAAGAAUGCUGGAUUAUAUGGGUAGAUUCAGAUUCCAGUGUGAUUGACAUGCAAAGCGGGCAUUGUGAGAUGCUGAAGUUCUUUCCUAACUGUGCUGUAAUUAUGGGCCAUAAUUAAAGCAUUUUCCAUUGA